AAGAUGGAGUGUUUUAUAGGUGAUUAUAAUUGUAGAGAAAUAUUGAGAACAGGGCAAUUUUAUUCAGUUGUUUCCAUCGCAACUUCUAAUGUAAAUUUUGGAAAUUAUUAGACGCUUGAAAAACGUUUUAACACCUCAAACAUCUCACGUUUAGUUUACUUUUGGAACUACCGAAAUUAAAAUGACGUUUUUAAGGAUAUAAAGUGGACUUAUCUAGUAUUUGAAGCAUGCUAGAUUUUAUUUCGAGAUGUUUUUCCCGUUUGAGAAAGCGGGGAUGUAGAGAUGUAAGACUACUUAUGUUGGGCAUUGACAAUGCUGGAAAAUCUACGAUAAUAAACAAUUUAAAAGGAGAAGCAAGAGAAUUGACUAUUCCAACAAUAGGAUUUUCGAGUGCGGAAUUCAAGUUGGCCAAUUUCAAAGCAAUCGUGUAUGAUGUUGGUGGUGGACCUCGUAUCCGAGGGAUAUGGAAGGAUUAUUAUGCUGAGAUAUAUGGCAUGGUGUAUGUCGUGGAUGCUAGUGAUCAUCAAAGGAUAUCUGAGUCAAGAGAGGUUUUGCAUGAGGCAUUAUAUGACCCAAGAUUAGCUGGGAAACCUUUAUUGUUGUUUGCCAACAAACAAGACAUUACAGAUGCUUUAUCAGAAAAGAAUUUAGAAAGUCAGUUUGGCUUGGAGGAAUUGGCAAACAAAUGUAAUUGCUGUUACAAAAUUUUUCAAUGUACAGCUUUAUUGAAUGAAGGAAGAAAGGUUGAUGGUCAAAUUAAGAAAGGUUUCUCCUGGCUUCUUCACACUAUCAAUGAAGAUUUUACUUCGUUAAAAGAAAGGGUUUUGAAAGACACUGAAAUACAGAAAGAAGCUGACAGGAAAGAAAGAGCAGAGAGACUGGAACGAGUUAGAAAAAAUCGAGAAGAGAGAGAGAGAGCUGAACGUGAGCGAGAAACAGAAAAAAGUCAAAAUGAAAAUUGUUCCAGCGAAGACAAUGUUAUGUUUGGAAAUGUUAAAAAAAGCAAUGAAAACAUUUGUAGCCAUGUUGUUGAGCAACAUGCAAAAAAUAUCGAUGUUGAGCAACAUGCCAAAAACAUCGACGAGGCUCAUGUUGUAGAGACAUUGUCAGAAAAUUCAGAACAAACAACUAAUGUCGACAGUAAAAACGAACAAAAAAAAAAGAGGAAGAGGAAAGCAAAGAGAAAUCAAACUGCACCUAUGGAAGAAAGUGAAAAUAAUGAUGCGAGAGUUAUUUUAAAACCUAUUGCUUGGAGAACACCUCCUUCCUCUUUAAAUGGUAACCAUAGCAAUGGAAGAAAGUUGGAACCAAUCAGAGCUCCCCUUCACAAGAAUCUUUAUUCUCCACCAUCGAACUUAAAUGUGAUUUGUGAAGCUGAAAAUGUGAAAGAGGUAAGAAAUCACAUUCCAGUUUUAUCAAGAUCACGGUCAAAUGAGGUUUAUGAUGUCACAUCAUGAUGGCAUUGAUGAUGUCAUUGUGUCGGUUUUACUUGGGAGGGUGUAAAAGGUAUUUAUUGAUUUUAACAAAGAUGAACGUCGCCAUUAUUACUUAUAGAUGUUUAGUUUAGUUGAGAAAAAUUUUAUUAUUGUAGAUUGGUAAUUUAUGUAAUAAUGAAGAUUUGCAAUCUCUUUUGAGAUUAUUUAUGAAUAAUUUAAGACAAUUUUUCAUCAA
This is a messenger RNA of Xenia sp. Carnegie-2017, 1671 nucleotides long. Its product is annotated as ADP-ribosylation factor-like protein 13B. The record is from RefSeq and is a predicted model, not a curated record. NCBI's taxonomy places the organism in Eukaryota, Metazoa, Cnidaria, Anthozoa, Malacalcyonacea, Xeniidae. Gene Ontology annotation, molecular function: GTP binding; GTPase activity.